GUAGAGUUUCUGUUCAGUUGCCUUACUAAAACACCUGUAGGCGCUCAAUAGGGAGCUAUCAAUUACGUGAGUUUGCGGAAACAAAGCAAAGUUUGUUUCAGGCUGUGCUUUGACCUGAGCUGAAGAGAGCAUCGGCAGGGCUGGAGUGCCGAAUAUGGGGCUUCUUGCGAGUCGGGAUGUGUUUUCGUGGCUGCUGGUGGCCUCUGUUUUCCAGGUAUCGACGGUGGCGCAGGCCAGUUACCUGUGCACUGCAUACCUGAACAUUUCCUACACAAACGCUGAAAACCAAACCAUUGUUUUUCGAGAGGAGAUGGGGCUGUAUGGGCAAGACUCACCCAAAGCUUCUGUAGUGGGGAAUGUGUAUUUAGCCGAUCCGAUCUAUGGCUGUGAAGAUGACACCGUUUAUCGCCGACAGAACGAUUCCAGGGGCUGGAUCGCUUUAAUCCAGCGUGGAAACGGAUGUACUUUCUCCGAUAAAAUUAACGUCGCGGCCAGGAAAGGAGCUAUCGGUGCUAUCAUUUUCAACGACAAUGGGGCAGAAAACCGGGUCAUUCAGAUGUCACACCCAGGCACAAGCAUCGUAGCAGUUAUGAUUGGCCACUUACAUGGGAUAAACCUGGCCGAGCUGCUAGUUACGGGCGUGCCCGUUUCCAUAGCAAUAGAGGUUGGGAAGCAGCACGGUCCCUGGAUGAGUCACUAUUCGGUGUUUUUCGUCUCCAUCUCCUUCUUCAUCGUUACCGCGGCGACUGUUGGAUACUUCAUCUUCUACUCCGCGCGGAGAUUGAACAGCCUCAGACAGCAGAACCGCACACAGAAAAAGCUAAAAGCUGAAGCAAAGAAGGCGAUUGGCCAGCUGCAGGUCCGCACGCUGAGACAUGGGGAUCAGGAGACUGGCCCUGAUGCUGAUACCUGUGCAGUGUGCAUUGAGUUGUAUAAACCAGGAGAUGUACUUUCAGUUCUCACAUGCAAUCAUUUAUUCCAUAAAUCUUGCAUAGAGCCAUGGCUGCUGGAGCACAGAACCUGCCCAAUGUGCAAGUGUGACAUUCUUAAAGCCCUUGGAGUUGAGAUGGAUGUGGAGGAGCAGCCACAGAUUUCAGUGCCUGAUUUCAGAUCUUUUUCUACCUCUGAAGACCUGCACAGUGAGACAGUGUCACACACACACAGUGAGACUGCAUCCUCUGGAUAUGCAUCCAUGCAUGGAAUUGAACAACUCGGUGCUGCUGAAGGCUUACAAAACGGUGUGCAAGAGGAGCCAUUGGAUGUGUCACCUCACUAUGACAAUCUUGCCUUCGAGGGUGAUGUUCACGGCCGGAAUGAAGUCAGGACCUGACCAGCACAAACAACCACUGAUAGAAUGCACUCAAACACAUGAAUGAGGGAUUUUGAUUUGAGGACUUAUAUCAAAGCACUGCUGACCCCUUUUCUGAUUAGUUUCUAACUAAGUGCCUGUAAAUUCUCUCUCUCUCUCUCUCUCUCUCUCUCUGUGAGUGAUCGCGAUGAUUUCUACGUCGAUCAGAGGUCAUGUUUUAAUUGUCUGUGGUUAAUUCAGGGUAUUAUGAUUUCUGAUUCAGGGUUUUAUUCCCCACUGCGGUUGUGUUUAGGGUUUGAGACUCACAGCCUUCCAUAAUCGUCAUCAUGAGCAGCUGUGGCGACACACAGAGAGAGACGGGGUGCUCCAUCUGCUGUAAAUCAGUGGACUUUCCCCCUGUUUUCUUGGCUUAUUAAAUUAUAUUGUUCCAGUUUUGAUGGAAAUUUUAAAUUUCAGAAACAUUGUGCCUUAAACACAUAUAUGUAUGUGUGCAAAUGUAUAUUACUCACUGCAUAAACAUAAUAGGGAUGGUUUUACAGGAAUAAGUUCUCGAUUUUAAUAUUUAAAUAAGGGAUGAAUAUAUUUCUUUACUCUUUCAAAUGAAUAGUACUAACUUUAAAAUUAACAUUGUAAAUAAAAUCUUUUAUGAAAUUG
Messenger RNA from Labeo rohita (rohu), 1963 nucleotides. It is a transcript of the gene rnf128a, whose product is annotated as ring finger protein 128a. NCBI's taxonomy places the organism in Eukaryota, Metazoa, Chordata, Actinopteri, Cypriniformes, Cyprinidae. Bases 155 to 1330 code for a protein of 391 amino acids. The transcript has 7 exons. The record is from RefSeq and is a predicted model, not a curated record.